Diachasmimorpha longicaudata is the source of this 2601-nucleotide messenger RNA. RefSeq names its product sodium/potassium/calcium exchanger 4-like. The coding region runs from base 137 to 1690 and encodes 517 amino acids. The transcript is spliced from 6 exons. The record is from RefSeq and is a predicted model, not a curated record. Gene Ontology annotation, molecular function: calcium channel activity; calcium, potassium:sodium antiporter activity. NCBI's taxonomy places the organism in Eukaryota, Metazoa, Arthropoda, Insecta, Hymenoptera, Braconidae. Gene Ontology annotation, biological process: calcium ion transmembrane transport; intracellular calcium ion homeostasis. Gene Ontology annotation, cellular component: plasma membrane.
CCUUUUCAAUGAAGCAGUCUAGUGUUGUGCCGUUGUGUCGUAUGAACCGAUGAUUUUUACUUUUUCUACCUCAUUUAUUACUACUUAGGGUUUCUGGCAUAUCUAUGUGUGCCUGAGAGAAAGAUUGUAGAUAACAAUGACUAUUAGAUCGCUUCAACUUGGUAUCACAGUUCUUGUUGUUUUAUUUGUGUGCAUUGGAGCUAGUGGAAACAAUGAAGUCUCGAUACAAUGGAAAUAUCAGGAUAGAAAUUACUCAGAUUUCUUGACAUUGACAAACACUUCAGAUAGUGCGCACGAGGCAAAUUGUUCAGCACACUCUAUGGAAGAAUUUCCUACCGACCUAUUUACUGCUGAACAAAGGAGAAAUGGGGCUGUACUGUUUCACGCAUUUUUCGGAUUUUACUGUUUUUUACUGACUGCAUAUGUCUGCAAUGACUAUCUUCUACCGGCGCUGGAUAUCAUCUGUGCGGAGCUGAAGAUCAGUGCUGAUGUAGCUGGUGCUACCUUUCUGGCAACUGCCAGUUGUUUUCCGGAAUUAUUCGUCAAUGUCGUGGGGACUUUUGUUACGGAAUCGGAUCUUGGAGUUGGGACCGUUGUCGGUGGGGCUGUAUUCAAUACCUUUGCAACACCGGCUUUCGGGGCCCUGUCCGCUGCUCAGGCCAUUCAACUCGACUCGUGGAUUCUCUCGCGAGAUUGCAUUAUUUAUGUUUUUUCGGUGAGUGUUCUGGUGAUUGUCAUGUGGGAUGGCAAAAUCAAGUGGUACGAGUCACUGGUCCUCAUCACUUUGUUCACCGGAUAUUUUGCACUCUUGUUUCUUAAUAAUAAAGUUAUGUACUGUACGAAGAAGAUUAAGGAACUGUUCAGAAAGAAAUCAGAACUUCAGAGUGAUAAUGAACGCAGAUCUGAGCAUGAGGAUAUGCCAACGGGAAGUUACAAACCUUUCGUUCAUGGGGACCUGGUCGUCGAGUAUAGGAAGAGCAUUCAACAUGUUAUGAGGAAAGACAUGGAGGAGGGGAAAAAUUACGGUAGUUGUCCGGAGAUGUUCGAUGAAUACGUAGAACCAGCUUCACCAUUGAAUUGUCCAAGUGGUGGAGUCUGGACUCGAAUGUGGUUCGUAUUCACCUGGCCCCUGAAGCUCAUCCUGUUCCUAACGAUACCAGAUACAAGAUGGAAAAAUUUCAAAAAUUGGUAUCCACUGACUUUUGUCAUGUGCGUUGCCUGGAUCGCCGUGUCUUCAUACUUGGUCAGCUGGAUGAUGACCGUUGUGGGAGACACCCUCGGAAUUUCCGACUCGAUAAUGGGAAUCACCUUUCUAUCUGCUGGAGGAAAUAUGCCGGAGCUCGUGUCCAUCGUCAUACUAUCGAGACAAGGGAAUGGAGACAUGGCGAUGAGUAAUACACUGGGUGCCAAUACACUGGACAUCCUCAUGUGUCUCGGUUUACCAUGGGUAAUUAAAUCAAUCAUGUCUGGGUCGGACAUUGUCAUUGAAUCAGGAGCUAUUACAUUUAGUGUUCUGUCGAUCAUUGUGUGCGUUAUUGGAUUCUUCAGUGUAACAGCGUACUACAAGUUUCAAUUGAACAAACGAGUUGGUAUUGCUUGUUUAAUAAUGUACUUGUUAUUCUUAACAUUUUCGAUUCUACUGGAGUCGAAUGUUUUUUGGCAAGUUAAUCUACCCAUGUGUGAAAACUAAUAAUUAUUGUGAAUAUUGAAAAGGAUAGGGAAUUCGCGCUGAAAGAAAUAUCGAUUGAAUAUAACAAAAUUAAUUUUUGGCGCAAAAUCUUUCAUGUCCCGAACAUAAUUCAAUUGGGAUGAGACUUUCCCAUAAUAAUUCAGAUCAUGUGAAAAUUCACUGCAAUUUUUGCAGCUGAAAACCAACUGUAUCCAACUGAUAAAAAAUCUGCUCUUCAGUGAAGAAAUUAUUUUUGUUAUAGUACGUCAAUUUUUCUCUCAGUACACUAGUCACAUUGUUAAAUCCAUCGAUCAUCAAUUAUCUCUUUAUCAUUAAUCAUGCCAGACAUUAUUGUUAACUAGAAUAUAAGAUUAAUCAUUAAUUUUGAUAAACCCUGAUACUCAACGGACAAAAAAUACAAUAAUUUUGCUGCCAAAAUAAAUUUUUAUCAUGAGAUUGAAUGCCAGAUGUCAUUCAUUGGAAUUGACAACGUACGUCAUGUCUUCGUGAAUCUCUUCAAAUUAAUCGAGAGUCGUAUCGAUGUUUUUUGUGAUAAUGGGAGUGCAGAAAUAUCUGUGACAAGGUAUAAAUUGCAAUUAACAACAAUAAUUAGUAUUUGUUCGCACUCUCAUUCCACCGCGAUUGAAACUUUAUUAAACAAUUGGCAUUGGUUGACGUAACAACUUGUAAAACAAUAUUUUUUCAGUAUCUUUUUGUUUGUUUCUUUUUAAAAUUAUUUAUCAUCGCAUUAUUUCACUGUAUCAUCGACGUUAAAGUAUCAAAUGUCGUGCCCAGUGAUCCACUGAUUACAAUAUAAAUUUCAUUCUUGUUUCGUGUCAUCGUUAAACCAUAUACAUGAACACAUACAAUAAUGUACAAGUGUCGACGCUCGUAAAAAAUGAACAUUUUACAUUAAAAACACAAUUAGUUUA